This is a messenger RNA of Aspergillus mulundensis, 1875 nucleotides long. RefSeq lists its product as uncharacterized. Gene Ontology annotation, molecular function: protein dimerization activity. Lineage: Eukaryota; Fungi; Ascomycota; Eurotiomycetes; Eurotiales; Aspergillaceae. Bases 1 to 1875 code for a protein of 624 amino acids. The transcript is spliced from 5 exons. The record is from RefSeq and is a predicted model, not a curated record.
AUGACUCGAAUUCAGGAUAAUAUUUGGGUUAGAAACGCUUAUAAGCUAUUUUACACUGAAGAUGGCAAAAGGCGGGUUCAAUGUAGGCAGUGCGGUGAGGAACGUGAUCCUCAGAUAACUCGGCAACGCGAACACCUUCUUGACAAGUGUCCAAAGCGCCCUCGACAUCCUCGAAGCAGUCAGUCAACUCUCAAUUGGAACGGUGCUAUACAACAGGAAGAUCAAGAACUUCUUUGCAUGGCCGUUUAUACCGGUGGCCUCCCCUUCUCCGUGUACGAAACUCCUGAACUUCGAAGUCUGCUUAGAAGGCACAACAUUACCCCUCCUACACGCCAGGCCUUAUCGAACGAAUUGCUUGAUAAGUACUACAAUCAGUAUAAGGUGGAUGUGAAUCGACAGCUGAAGGAUACCAAGUUCCUCAAUGUCACCAUCGAUAAGACCACCGAUCAGUCCCUAAAGCGCGUUAUAAGCUUGUCAUUCAACACCCCGACGCGUAGCUUUUUCUAUACCCUUGAAGAGAUCACAGUCGGAGCCUUUGGUACAGAGGAAACUGCAAGAUGGAUCCAUCAAACUCUCAAGAACUACCUUGCUAAGGCUGAGUACUCUCAUGUUUUCUUUAUCGGUUGUGACUCCCAUGGCCUUCAGCUACUCAUGAAGGAUCUUCUCUCCCUCGGUGAGAUCAAGGAGGUCUUCAAGAACGCUGCAUCGGUUAUUUCUUACUUCAGGAACUCUCCAAAGCAAUUGGCCUGGAUCCAUCAUUACCAGAGAAGAAAAGAAGGCAAGGUAAGAACUCUCAUUGCCUCAGCAAUUACUCGCUGGGGAACUCAGUUCAAUGCUUUAAGAUCUGUAUGGAGAUCUGGUGUUGCUCUCCGCCAGUGGACUUUAACUCCUGAAGUCAUAAAGGCUUCAAAAUCUAAUAAUAAAGAGACAGCUGCCAUGAGCGGUGUUGCCACGAUCAUUAACUCCUCCGAGUUCUGGACAGAUCUGGAGAAUCUCCUCUGUCUUCUGGAGCCAAUUCACCGAAUGCAGAUUGAAUCUGAGCAUCAGAAGGCCAAUAUUAUGACUGUCAUGGAACGUUGGCUACAGAUCCGCUCGAUCCUCUCCGAAAGCGCUGAAGAAACACCAUACAAAGCUGAUCUCCAGGAGUAUCUUGCAGAGGCUCCGUACGCUGGCUUCAAGAGACGCUUUGGCAAGCAGGUAACACCCCUUCACUGGGCCGCUUACUAUCUCAACCCCCGCAACGUUUCUGCUUCAUUAGAUGAGCCAGUGGCCGAUGUGAUCAGAGAGGUGUUCUCUACAUUCACUACUGAGGAAGCUCAUGAUGAGUUCGCUUUAUACCGAGCGAAGAAGGCGCAGUUCUUCCCUGCGGAUCUCUGGAAAACCGAGGACCCUCUGGUGUUUUGGGCGCAGUUUCAUGACACCGCUCCGUCCCUCUCCCACCUUGCCAUCCGACUCGUCUACACAACUGCCAACUCGGUUUCCGCUGAGCGAGCCUUCUCCGCCAUAAACAACACCAAGGAUAAGCGGAGAUCUCGUCUCCAGGUCAAAAAAGUAAACAAGCUGGUGUAUCUUUACAUGAACACAAGAGCUCUGGAUUCUACACCUACACCUCCGCCUACGAAUGGCCGUACAAGCCGCGAUAUCAAGUAUGAAUUCACCCAGCUAGCGGAGGAAGAGGAUGAGAUGGCUCGCAACUGGCUAUUCCAUAAGAAUCUCCAGAUCGAAAGGCUGCUAAGCAACGAAGAUACAAUUGUUUUUGGAGGAGAGGUCACCACCAAGCGCAAGAAGAAAACACCAUCUGCAGCGCCUCAAGCGGCCAAAAGACCCCGGCCUUCAGCUGCCGAUGCUAUGUGUGAGGCCGAUGGCUUCAACUGA